Molecule: messenger RNA, 1791 nt
Organism: Anopheles marshallii
Lineage: Eukaryota; Metazoa; Arthropoda; Insecta; Diptera; Culicidae
Product: ATP-binding cassette sub-family G member 4-like
Exons: 5
Coding region: 1-1791 (596 amino acids)
Cellular component (GO): plasma membrane
Molecular function (GO): ATP hydrolysis activity; ABC-type transporter activity; ATP binding
Source: RefSeq, a predicted model, not a curated record
AUGGAUGUAGAUAAGAACAGCGUGGAGAUAACGAUACCGCUGAUGCAGACCGUUGCUAAUCUACACUUUCAAAACAUCACUUACCAAGUCCGGCAGCGAAAGGAGCAGAAGCAGCUGCUGAAGAACAUUUCGGGCACGUUCAGAACCGGGCGGCUAACCGCCAUCUUGGGCCCAUCGGGUGCCGGCAAAUCGACACUGUUGAACGUACUCAGUGGCUUCAAAACGCAGGGCGUUAGCGGGAAUAUCAUAGUCAACAAUGAAAUCAUCGACCGUCAGCGGUAUCGGCAGCUGGUUGCGUACACCGCACAGGAUGUGACGCUGCUACCCAACAUUACGCUGCGGGAAAACUUGCACUACGCGGCCGAUUUGAAGCUCGCGCGCGCGGUGUCCCUGGCGCACAAGGUCAAGAUCGUGAACGACGUGAUAGCGCUGCUGGGGCUGCAGAAGUGCGCCCACAACCAAACGCAGCUGCUGUCCGGGGGGGAGAAGAAGCGGCUUUCGAUCGGGUUGGAGCUCGUUUCGAACCCGAAGAUUAUGUUCUUCGACGAACCGACCAGCGGGCUGGACAGUGUUUCGUCGUACCAGGUGAUCACGUACUUGAAGAAUCUCGCCCGCCAGGGACGGUGCGUGAUAAGCGUGAUCCAUCAGCCGAGCUCGGAGCUGUUGGAGCUGUUUGACGACAUCUACGUGGUGGUGGAUGGACGCUGCAUGUACCAGGGAUCGUUGGAUGAUUUGAUUGUGGCGUUCGCUGAGGCGGGCUUCAACUGUCCACCGUACUACAAUCGAGCGGAUUUCGUAUUGAAAAUAGCCGCACAAUAUGACACAAAAUGCAGCGAGGUGGAGAAGCUGAUCGUAAAAUCGGAAAAGUCCAUUACUGCUGCCAUGAAUUUAGGUAUCCAGCCAGAGUUCGAAUCGGGCGAAUUUCUAGUCGAGGGACGCGGUCCUCAGUAUCCGAUUAGCUGGUGGAACCAAUUUACCACACUUACCCGGCGCACCACCUUGGGCACGGUUCGCAACCCAUCGCUGAUGGGGUUGCGCUUUUUCGGCCACCUUCUGUUCGGGUUUACGAUCGGGUUCGUGUUCUACAACAUUGGGGACGAUGCGUCCAAGGUGCUCUCGAAUAUCUCGCUGCUGAUUGCGUUCCUGAUGUUCAUCAUAUUCGCCAACGCUAUGACGGUUAUAUUGACGUUCCCGAUGGAGAUGGCCGUCUUUGUGCGGGAGCACAAAAGCAACUACUAUUCCAUCUCGGCGUACUAUUUCUCCAAGCUGGUGGCCGACUUCCCGUGGAUGCUGGCCGGUGUGACGGGCUUUCAGCUGAUCAUGUACUACCUCAGCGGUCAGCUGAACGAAACGGAUCGCAUCCUUAUGUUCUGGGGCAUAUGCGCAUUGUUUGGGUGGCUUUCGCAGGUGUACGGUCUGAUCGCUGGUUGCCUGUUCCCGAUCGAGGUCAGCCCAUUCAUUGUGCCGGCAUCGGUUAUUCCUGCCCUGCUGUUCUCCGGGUUCUUCAUACGCUACAACGAGCUGUUUGACUUCUUCAAGCCGCUCACACUGGUGAGCUACUUCCGCUACGGGUUCGAGGGGCUCGUACAGGCAACGUACGGUCACAACCGGACGGAGUUGGGCUGCGAGGAGAUCUUCUGCUACUAUCGCAAGACGAGCAAAAUUCUGGAAGCGCUGCACAUGGAACCCAACCGCUACUGGACGGAUGUGCUGGGGCUUGGCAUCUGGAUUCUGUUCCUGCACGUCGUGCUGUAUCUCAGCUUGCGGUUGCGGCUACGGUUGAACCGCUGA